UAUAUUUAGCUUCAACAUUCAAUUUGAAACCUUAGUGUUAUCAAUGAUUUUUUUUUUGUCUCAAUUAAGUGCUUAUGUUUUUCUUUAUUAGAUCACAUGAUGUUGUGCCACAUGAUGUUGUUUAGUUUGGAUCUAAAUUGAGACAAAAAAAAUUUAGAUACCAAAUUGCAUUUUGAAGCUAAAUAUAAGUACCAAAUAAUAUAUUAUUCCUAUAUAUUAUUAUUAAUCCUAUUUUAAGUUUCCAUCAAUUCACAUUAUAUAGAUUACCUUAAACAUGAACUGAACCAAAAAUGCAGGUGAAUUCUACCAGAAAACUAUCACCAAAUCAUUCUUUUUACCCCACCAAUGCAAUUUCUCAUCUCAUUUAAACUAAAUUUCCUUGUAUUUUCUUCACUUCUUUCUUCAAUCUACGCCAAUUUUGCCGAUGAACAAAGGUAUAACAUCUGUACCAACGCAGCUAAUUACACCAACGGAUCCUUAUACAGCCGAAACAUAAACGCCACUCUAUUUUCCCUCACAAAUGCUUCCCUCACUGGCUUUGCCACCAACACGAUCGGCUUCGACCCUGAUACCGUCUUCGGACUCGUCCAAUGCCGACCCGACGUUGCCGGAAAUGAUUGCCGAGCAUGUAUCAACACUGCAUCUGAUGAAAUCACUCAGUUUUGUCCCAACAAGAAACAAGCUAUGAUCGGAUAUGAUAAUUGCUCGUUACGGUAUUCGGAUUUUCGAUUCUUUUCGAUGGCAACUAAUGAUCCGAUCGUUUACUAUAAAAACACAAUGAACGUAAAUGAUUCUAAUCUUUUUGACAAACAAUUGGCGAGCUUGUUUCAAAAUUUAUCAGUAUCUGCGGCAGCUAAUGAUACAAAAUUUGCUGUGGGUGCUAUUGGUUACUCGUUGUUUAGUGAUAUUUAUGGUAUGGUUCAGUGUAGUAGAGAUUUGCCUGAAAAUGAUUGCUUGAGUUGUUUGCAAGCGAUCAUUGGGUUUAUACCACAAUGUUGUGAUAAAAAACAAGGUGCUCGGAUUUUUACAAUGAGUUGUAGUCUUAGGUUUGAGUUAUAUGCAUUUUUUCAGACGUCGUCCCCGCCGAUUUUGGGGAUGUUGUCUCCGCCACCACCGCUGCCUGUCUCUACUGAUGAGCCAAGUUCGGUUCCAACCAGUUCUUCUGAUGGUAAGUUUUGUUAUUGUAUUUUGCCUUCUUUAAUCAAAAAAAUAAUAAAUUAGUUAUUGAAAUCAAAUAACAAA
Gossypium arboreum is the source of this 1242-nucleotide messenger RNA. RefSeq names its product cysteine-rich repeat secretory protein 38-like. Lineage: Eukaryota; Viridiplantae; Streptophyta; Magnoliopsida; Malvales; Malvaceae. The transcript has a single exon. Bases 346 to 1221 code for a protein of 291 amino acids. The record is from RefSeq and is a predicted model, not a curated record.